GAGAGGUCAGGUCUCGCGCAAGUCGUCGUUCUGAUGAUCCGAUCGUGAUACACAACGGUUUUUCUUCGCGUGUUUGGCCGCGCGUUUUCCUUUCGCUCUCAUGCUACGCAAGAAAUAACGCACGGGUGACAACGUAUCUGCCGACAGUUUUGUCGUAACGCGCGCACUUGGCGUUCGGUUUGUCGCCUGGCUAUCGUGUCUCACGCCCAACCGAGUCGAGGGACGAUAACCUAAUUCGUCGACGAUUACGUGGACGGUUGCUUAAUUUGCCCGUAGGACACACACGGAAAAAUGGAGAAGAACAUAGGUCUUCAUGCGGCUCAACCUUCGGCUCCUCUACCAACGGCUCCGCCGUCUUACGAGGAAGCCAUAGCUAACACAGGAGGAGCACCACCAGUUCUUCCCACACCAUACCCCUUGGGAAACACGCCAAUACAAAUGCCUAUGCCAUACAGUCAGCCGCCAAAUCAAACAACAAUGCCUACACCGUCAGUUUACCCGGGCUCGAGCCAAUCAACAUCACAACCGCGGAGUUUCAACGCGGAGUUGAAUUCCGUACCGCAGACGGAAGUACGGGUCAUUCAACAACACGUAGUGUAUACUCUCGGGCCAAACGCAGUAAAAAUGACCUGUCCGACAUGUCACGCCGAUAUCAAAACUACCACAAUAUCGGAUCAUCAACCGAGCGCUCACAUUUGCUGCAUUGUACUUUGCUUACUUGGAUGCUGCCUCUGUUCAUGCCUGCCAUACUGUAUGAAUGCUUUCAUGAGCGUUCAUCACUUCUGUCCAAACUGCAAAAAUUAUAUUGGCACGUGGAAAGGUUGAUUUUAAAAUUACAAGUGCGAAUUACAUUUAGAUUCCAGCCUCCCGUGUAUCGAGAUGCUUUACAAAUUUAUAAAGAGCUGAUCGAUAUCCCUUCGCUUAUCACACAGGACAGGAAAGAAGAAUCGUUAAGAGUGUAAGUUACAUAUUCUUACGUGAUUCUUCAAACUUAAAAAGAUCAUUGCAUUAUAAUACGCGAAUAAAAAUUUAUCGAAGUCAAGUUCUGUUUAAUCUAACAUGUGUGAAAUUUAGAAGAUAUAGAUGAGUAUAUGAACUCUAGAUUGUGACAGAUAAAAGUGACAUUGAUUAUGAAUAUCACAGACUUUUAUAUAAUAAUACUAGAUAUUUAUAUUUUAUAUUUUAAAACAUGCAAUUGUAAGGCAAGAAGUGAUACAAAGUGUGAUUUAUAAGGAAAGAAUUACAAAUAUAUUUCGGCAGACCUAAUAUACGAAGAAAAUAAUCCUUUUCUAUUUUUCUAAAUUCUUUUUUUAUUAUCUUAUUGCAAAGAAAUUUAUAAAAAAUAUUAGUUAAUUGCGUUCUGCAUAUUCAUGUGACUUUACUUUUUGCCUUUCCAGAACAUAAUAAAAUUCUCAUUAAAUUAUUUAGUUUUUUAAAUAAAAAUGUUAGAAUUAUAUACAAUAAAAAUAAAAUAUAUUAAUAUUUUAGUUGUAUAUAAAAUUAAUAUUUUUUAAUAUUUAAAUUUACGUGAUUUUAUAAUGAGAUUUACUUAAAUAGGAAUUUUAUUUGAAACAUUAUCAUUAACAUAGUACUAAUCUAGUAUAUUAUAUAGAAGUCUUUUGUGCUUUUAGAUUUUCAUUGUAAAAUAAAAAUUAUAUAUGCGAUGUCAUCGUUGGAAAGUUGGAGACGAGAAUACUUUUGGACACUUUUAUUGUUUUACGUUAUUUAAAUUUGAAUUAUUCAAAUUUGAUCUCGAAUAUUUUAGGUGUUACAAUAUAAUGUUGUAAUUAUACUAUUUUAUAAUAGUAUAUUAGUAUACUAUUUUAUAUAGUAAUUUUAUAUGCUUAAUGAAUUCAAUUAUAUUAUGAUAUUCAUAAGUAUAAACAAAGUAGACGAAAUAAUGAUAACUAUGAAAGCCGUUUUAUUUCGUGUCCAAAAUAUUAUUCUCGUGUAUUUUUAUUUUUAUAUUAUACCAAAUAUAUAACUUGGAAGAAUAGUAUUUACAAAGAAUAUAAACUAGUUUUCUUCCUAUGAAACUUGAUAUGCGGCAGCAUAAGUAUAUAUCUAAGCGUGCCUCCGCGAAUUUAGCCGAAUAUAUAUCAUAUAAGCGCAUUAUAAAAAAAUAACAUAUAUUUUUUACAAUGAAAGAAGGUUUACAAACCUCUAGCAUGAUAAGGGCAUAUAAGUUACAUUUAAUUUUUUAUUUAAAAAAUUAUUUAUAUUUAUGCAAAGAAAAUAAAACUGAUAAGCAUUAGGGCAGCAGAAGAGAAAUCUUUUAAAAGUGACUUUCGUGUCUUGCGGCAUCGUAAUCUGAUGUGUUCCAUACUUUCUUUAUCCCAAGUCAGAUUAAGAAGUAUAAUCUUGAAUAAUAUAAUUUCUCGGUGUUAGACCGAACUUUCUCUGGUUUAUAUCAUUUAAGUUUCAAUAACUGUUUCAUCAUGUGGUAUCAAUAGAUUCACGAGCAUUUAAACUUUUCCAUCUUGUAUUCUGAUAUUUUAUAUUAAAAUUUUUCUAGCAGGUUUCCACAUUUCACUGAAAAAUUACUUUUUAAUUUUUACUAAAAAAUUAAUAUGCAAUUCAAAUUUCAUAUUAGUUAUUAAUUUAAUAUACGAUUUUAUUAUUUAAUUUGUUUUUAACAGUAUAUUUAGACAGUACAAUAGAGACUGGAGAGAUAUAUUUACUGUAGGUAAAUUUAUAAUAGCAUAGUCUUAUUGAAACGUCAAGAAUUGUGAUGGAUGCAUUUGUCGAUUAUAAGUUUCGAAUUUUAAAAUCCACAAUAAGUUAGAUAAGUGAAACAGAUUGACCUGUGCAUUAUUGUUCUUACUUUCUUACAUAUAUCAUGACAUAAUUUUGCCUGUAUAUUAACCUAGAUAGCCAAACAGAUAACAUUCCACAACGAGUGAGUUUGAUGAACAGUUCAAGAGAUAUAACGCAGUAUUUCUCAAUCAUUUAAAUUUAUUUUAUAUUCAUCUUUUAUUUUUCUAAAUUUUUAUAGCUAUAGAAAAAGAAUCUAUUUUUUCAAGCAGUAUUAAAUUAGUAUUACAGUUUAGUAUUAUAGGAUAACAUCAAGCUUCCAAUAAAAGAUUUUAUGAUAUACUUGUUCAUUUUUUUAAAGAUUACUUUUGAGCGAUAGCAUUUUACAAAUAUCAAAAUGAGCAAUGCUUUAUUAAUUGAGAAACACUGCUUUGAUGAAAUUCACAAACCAAUAUAUAUAUGUGCGUGUGUGCGUGCGUGCGUGUGUGCGUGCGUGCGUGCGUGCGUGCGUGCGUGCGUGCGUGCGUGUGUGUGUGUGUGUGUGUGUGUGUGUGUGUGUGUGUGUGUGUGUGUGUGUGUGUGUGUGUGUGUAUAAUCAUAUUUUUUAUAUCUAUUUCUCUGUUAUCCCUAUGUCAAUGACUGUUAAUAAAAGUUUUGUUACUUGGUUAAAUGAUUAGCAAUUAACAACCAAUAGCAGUAACUAUUAGACACAAUCACAGAUAAAUAAAUUAAUUUUAUACUAUGUUCUUAUUUACCAUGUUCAACCAACUAUUUUUUAAAGUUCAAGAUUUAUUCACCAAAUAAUGUUUAUUUUUAUUUUGUACAGUUUCAAAGAAACAAAAUCUUAUAAUUUUAAAUAAAUUAUGCAAAUAAUAACAUUGGGGUUUUAUAUGACGUAGUUUUAAAAUACAUUAUAUGUUUUUCUAUAAUUACGAUGUAUUUUAAUUUUAUUUAAUUACUAUUAAAUGGUAGCUUAGGUCCAUUUUAUUAUUCAUUGCGAUUUAUUAAAUGUACGACAUUUGUUAAGAAUAUGUCUUCAAUGGUGCCAGAAUGUAGUAAAUAGCACAGUAUAAGUAAAUAACUAUUAAUCAUUAUUCUAAGACAUUUGUUUAUUUAGCAUGUCUUCUACGAAGAAUCUUUUUUAAUUUGAAGAAAUGUAGUACUGGAAAACACCUGAGAAUGUUUGGCAGUGAAAAAUUAAAGCUUUGCAGAGAAAUGCCAAAAUAAUAAAAA
This is a messenger RNA of Monomorium pharaonis (pharaoh ant), 3987 nucleotides long. Its product is annotated as lipopolysaccharide-induced tumor necrosis factor-alpha factor homolog. NCBI's taxonomy places the organism in Eukaryota, Metazoa, Arthropoda, Insecta, Hymenoptera, Formicidae. The record is from RefSeq and is a predicted model, not a curated record. The transcript is spliced from 4 exons. The coding region runs from base 292 to 825 and encodes 177 amino acids. Gene Ontology annotation, molecular function: zinc ion binding.